GGCAGGGAGGAAACGACUUCAACCCUUCCCACUUCCUCCAGCGGUGUCUUGCAUCAGAGCGGAGCGUCCUUGCUUGAGAACUCUCCCACCUCGCCUUGUCGUUCCCCUUCAGCACUUCGCUGACUCCCGUAGCCCGCCGCUGCCCGGUCCCGGAGCGAGUCCGAGAGAUGUGGAGAACUGUGCUGAGAGCCAGGAGCCUGCUGCCAAAUGCGGUCCCUCCCAGAGCCAGGCCCGGGACAGCGCUGCUGUGUAGCCGAGUAAACCAGGGCGGAGCUGUGCAAGCCACCGAGCCCAAUAUCCAGCCUGCAGUACCUGAACCAGCCUGUUCUGCCUACAAGCUCCAGGGCCGUAUCCCUACAGCAUUAGACAGGAAGCUCCUGCUGUGGUCUGGUCGCUUCAAAAGAGAGCAGGAUAUACCAGAAAUGGUUUCGAAUGAAAUGCUUUAUGCAGCUGGAAACAAAAUAAGGGUGAAGAUCUGCUACAUGAUGAUAGGUUUGACAGUUGUAGCCUGCCUGAUUAUGGUGGUCUCUGGAAAGAAGGCUUUUAAACAGCACGAGAACCUUACCAAGUGGAACUUGGAGAAAAAGGCCAAAUUGAAAGAGGAAUUUGAACAGAAGCUGGUCACAGAAAAGCCCCAGUAACUGCAAUAAGACUAGCUGUACCAAUUUACCUCCUCUUAACAGUGGCACAAAAGACAAACUAUUAGUCUUAUCGAUGACUGGUUCUGAAGUCCAUUGGUACACAGUUAUGACAGUCAGGACUAGUACUCAACAGUGUCAUCAGUCCUUGUUCUGCAGACUGAACCAAUCCACCUUCGUUUCCAUUUUAACCUCUUCAAAAUGAUUACUCUGAAAGUUCUGUUUUAGAUUUUAUGAUUGUCAAAUGAAGCCAGAUUAUCAUUGACACUUUCAGUUGAAGCUGCUGUCUCUCAUUUCUUGCAGAGAAGCUCACUCAUUUCACUGGGUAAUGUAUCCACUGAUGGUGGGCUGAGGAAUUUCAGACAUUCUUUCUCCCCCUCCACAGUCUGUGUGUCUGUGACACAGGUAUUCAGGCCACACCUUUCUUAACUUAUUAAUCUCAAUACAUUGGCAUUUUUGCAGCCUCUGUUUGAGUGCUCAAAAUCUAACGUCGACACUUGGUCGCAGCUCAAAUCUCUGAUGAUGUUAAUGAAUGAUCUGCCAUUUGUUUCAAAUUUCAAGCAACUGGAGUAUUUUGCUUCUCUGGAACAAUUCCUCACCUUUUGAAAGUCAGGUUAGUCUCCUGCAGUGUGGAUCAAUCUUUAUCAAAGUGAAAAUUGCAACAUCCUAUCAGCACUUUUCAAAUCACUAUAAUGCACAACACUGGGAACCAGGCCUGUAAAUGACUGUUCUUGCACAUCAGGGAAAUCACUUUUCAAUUAUGAAAGUCGACCUCAAGUUUAACAUAUGUCAUGCCUAAAAGCUGUAAUAUUAAAUCAAUUUAAUAUUUUGUAGCAGUGUCUGAUGGUUCCUUUGACUUUCUGAAUAAAAAUUCUGUUAUCUA
Messenger RNA from Chiloscyllium plagiosum (whitespotted bambooshark), 1521 nucleotides. RefSeq names its product protein FAM162A-like. The record is from RefSeq and is a predicted model, not a curated record. Lineage: Eukaryota; Metazoa; Chordata; Chondrichthyes; Orectolobiformes; Hemiscylliidae.